AUGCCCUCCUCCUCCUCGUUCUCCCCCUCGUCCUGCUCCCCCUCAACACCAACCCCAUUAACCCCCCUCUCCAACCUCCGCAUCUCGCAGCACCUCAUCCCAGCCCACAACCUCCUCCCCAACUCGUCCCUCCACUCCAAGCCCCUCAUCAUCUACCACGCCGCCUUUCCCCCCGAACAAACUACCACCACAACCACCACCCCCUCCCCUUCCCCCUCCCCCGAUGCCAUCGAGUCCCAUCUCCGCUCCGUCGGCGUCGUCUCCCCCCAGUGGCGCUACACAAUGUACCACACCACCCACUUCCACAGCACCACCCACGAGGUUCUCUGCGUCGCCGCCGGCCGCGCAAAGCUCUGCUUCGGCGGCGAGCGCAAUCCCGGCCGCGUCGAGCCCGUCGUCAGCAAGGGCGACGUCAUCGUCGUGCCCGCGGGCGUCGCUCAUCGUCUGCUCGAGGACUUGGGCCCUGAACCCUUUCUCAUGGUUGGCAGCUAUCCCAACGGCAAGACCUGGGACAUGUGCUACGGGAAGAACGACAAUGAAUACGACGCCAACAGCAUCAAGGCCCUGCCGUGGUUCAGCAAGGACCCCAUAUACGGCGAUGGUGGGCCUGUCUUGAGCGUAUAA
Messenger RNA from Trichoderma reesei QM6a, 624 nucleotides. RefSeq lists its product as uncharacterized. The record is from RefSeq and is a predicted model, not a curated record. The coding region runs from base 1 to 624 and encodes 207 amino acids. The transcript has a single exon. Lineage: Eukaryota; Fungi; Ascomycota; Sordariomycetes; Hypocreales; Hypocreaceae.